UAAUAACAAUGGUCGACAGUUUCAGCGAUCGAGCGGCGAUUGUGCCUAGCGCGAGCGAGCAGCUAGCCUGCGAUGCAUCUGUCGUACUGGUGAUGACUGUUGUUUGGGCCGCUGUUGACGAAGCUGGCCCAGCUGAGCCUGAGGUCUUUUGAGGAAGAUCAAUUUAUAGUCUAAAACUAGGGGAAGAAAAUGGCGGUCCCAAAUCACAAUCCUCCUCAAGGGAUGGAGGGAUAUGAUUUUGGUGCUCUCAGUCCAGAACAGCAGGAGAAGUUAAAUAAUUUCAAGAUGCAGACACGUGUUGCUAAUGAAAAAUACCUCAGAGACCAUCCAGAAGUCGACAUUCUUUUAGCAGGAUUCUUAAGAGAUGUGUUAAGUAGGAGACCAGAAAACAUCCAAGACUUUGCUGCAGAUUGGUUUACAAAGCCUCAACUUGCAGAAAACAUUGACAAUCAACUAGAACAGAGAGACGCAUCUCUUCGUGAUCAACGAUUUCAGAGAAAGUUGUAAUUCCAUUCUGGCAUUUAUUUUCAGUUUCUCUCAAUAGUCCCACGUAUUUACUUUGAAUUUUAUCAUUCAAUUGAUUUCAUUCACAGCACGGUAUUCAUAUUUCUACUUAGAAUUUUACACUAAUUCAAGUUAUAAAUAUUUCCAAAUUUUUUGUGAGUAGUUAAUUGUUUCUUGGCAUUAAGCCUUCUAUUGACAUUGCAUAGGCCAUAGGGAUUGAAAUGUUAGAAAAUUCUAAAUACUCGCUGCAACAAAUGCAGUUUCAAAAGUCCUAUUAAAAGAACAAAUUGUAUGAUUGAAAUCACAGAGAGAGACUGAGCAGAUAGUGAUUGAUCAGGAAGAAUUUGACAGUCUUCAAUUAUGAUUUAGCAGGACUUCUGUGAAGGCAAAUGUUCAGGGAAAAUCUGUAAUAGUUGGAGAAAAGGUUUUUUUUAAUAUCGUGUAAUCAUUCCAUCGUCUUUAGUUGUGUCAUGUUGGAUCAUUUUUUAUUGAGAUUAAUGUACUAGUUUGCCAGAUGGUUGUUUGUGUAUCUCUAUCUUGUCUAUUAAAUUUUUGUCUUGCCUGCAUAGCAGAGCGAGACGAUAGGCACCGCUGAAUCUUAACCAAAGUUAAGUUUUUGAAAUUUCAUCAUAACUUUAAAAGUUUAUGGAUCUAGUUCAUGAAACUUUGACAUGAGGUUAUUCAAGUAUUACUUACCAUCCUACCUGAAUUUCAGGUCACAUGAUUAAGGUCAAAGGUAAUUUGGGGUCAAUUAACUGAGUUCGUGUUAGGGGAAGUCAACAUCAAAGUCUUAACAAGGUUAGGUUUUUUGUCUCACCUGCAUAGCAGAGUGAGAC
Lytechinus variegatus (green sea urchin) is the source of this 1340-nucleotide messenger RNA. It is a transcript of the gene riiad1, whose product is annotated as RIIa domain-containing protein 1-like. The record is from RefSeq and is a predicted model, not a curated record. Lineage: Eukaryota; Metazoa; Echinodermata; Echinoidea; Temnopleuroida; Toxopneustidae. The transcript has 3 exons. Bases 190 to 507 code for a protein of 105 amino acids.